Messenger RNA from Acanthocheilonema viteae, 2403 nucleotides. NCBI's taxonomy places the organism in Eukaryota, Metazoa, Nematoda, Chromadorea, Rhabditida, Onchocercidae. The record is from the annotation of a GenBank genome assembly.
AUGGGUGUAUUUGUUGUUGUACGUCUCUUAUUAUCCAAUCACUUAUGUUCAGUCACUUGUAAUGUGAUUGCAUUUGGCAUUUCUAGCUCAUUGAUUUUCCAACUUGUCACGCUUUAUAACAAAAGUAUAGCAGCUCAAAAAAUGAUCCUCGACAGAGGAUCACCUUUGGAUUGCGUGAGUUUCCUCUGGUUCAUUGGUCCACUGUCAUCACAUUCGUGUUUCGACUACUAUGAAGCUCUUCAAAGCAACAUUUUCUGGCAGUUGAAUGUUGUGCAUGUUUCGGGAACAUUACUCAAGAAUACCCUAAUUUUGGUCACGUCAAUGUUUGGUGGUGCGCUUGGUGAAUUUCUACAGUCAUUCAUCAGUAAACUUCAUUGGCUGUUUCAUAUACCCGUGUUCGUUGUAAUUUCGCUUUGCAUCCUGCUGACCAUCCUGGCCUUCUUUAAUUAUCGUUUUAAUUUGUUCUACGGAUUAAUUCGGACUGAGAAACAAAUCACGAGGCCUGCUGAAAAUGUAUCGUUUCGUGACAGUAUCAAGCAGCAACCGAACGAAAAGUUUGUUGAGUGCAAAAGAGAAAUAAAAUCAUUAUUACUGACGAUGAAGAUAUUACCAUUGUCUGUUAUUAUCGCCCUUCUGGUUAUAGAUGCUUUCCCAGUGGAAGCAAAAGAAGGUAAGAGUGAUUCUGAAGAUGAAAAAAAUGUGAAAUAUGGCACGAUCAUUGGAAUCGAUCUUGGUACCACAUACAGUUGUGUCGGUGUUUAUAAAAAUGGACGAGUGGAAGUUAUUGCCAAUGAUCAAGGUAGUCGGAUCACGCCGUCGUACGUGGCAUUUACUCGUGAUGGUCAGCGUGUUAUUGGUGACGCAGCCAAAAAUCAGUUAACAACAAAUCCGGAAAAUACAGUCUUUGAUGUUAAACGUCUGAUUGGCCGGCUUUAUAAUGAUUCAACUGUGCAGCAAGAUAUUAAACAUUGGCCUUUCCAUGUUGUGAAUAUGGGCAAUAAACCGAUAAUAAAACUGAAAGUUGGAAAAGACGUUAAAACCUUUGCUCCUGAACAGAUCUCAGCAAUGGUUCUCGGGAAAAUGAAGGAAAUUGCAGAAGGAUACCUAGGAAAGGAAGUAAAAUAUGCAGUCAUUACAGUACCCGCUUAUUUCAAUGAUGCACAACGUCAAGCUACCAAAGAUGCGGGUGCUAUUGCCAAUCUCACUGUUGUUCGAGAAAAAAAUAUUCUUGUUUUCGAUCUUGGCGGUGGUACUUUUGAUGUGUCGGUGUUGACGAUUGACAAUGGUGUUUUCGAAGUACUAGCUACCAAUGGUGAUACUCAUUUGGGUGGCGAAGAUUUCGACCAGCGAGUUAUGGAGCAUUUCAUUAAAGUGUUUAAGAAGAAAACUGGCAAGGAUUUACGAAAAGAUAUUUAUGCUGUGCAAAAAUUACGACGUGAAGUAGAAAAGGCUAAACGAACACUGUCCAGCGAACAUCAAGCACGGCUGGAAAUCGAAUCGCUGUAUGAUAACGAAGAUUUCUCGGAAACACUAACAAGAGCUAAAUUUGAGGAAUUAAACAUGGAUUUGUUCCGUUUAACACUAAAACCAGUGCAGAAGGUUUUGGAAGAUUCCGAUCUCAAGAAAAGUGAUAUCUCUGAAAUUGUUCUUGUCGGUGGUUCCACUCGUAUUCCUAAAGUGCAGCAGCUCCUUAAGGAGUUCUUUAAUGGAAAGGAGCUGUCUCUUGGUAUCAAUCCAGAUGAAGCUGUAGCAUAUGGUGCAGCAGUCCAGGCUGGUGUUAUUUCGGGUGAAGAAAGCACUGGUGAUAUUGUAUUGUUAGAUGUAAAUCCCUUGACUCUUGGAAUUGAAACAAUUGGUGGUGUGAUGACCAAGCUUAUUCAAAGGAAUACUGUUAUCCCUACCAAAAAGAGUCAAAUCUUCUCUACAGCAGCCGAUAAUCAGCCAACAGUCACUAUUCAGGUUUACGAAGGAGAACGACCAAUGACAAAAGACAAUCACAUGUUGGGCAAGUUUGAUUUGACGGGUAUCCCACCAGCACCACGAGGUGUACCGCAAAUCGACGUUACGUUUGAAAUCGAUGUGAAUGGCAUUCUGCAUGUGAAGGAGCAGGUGGAGGCAAGGAACGAAUUUGAAAGUUAUGCCUAUUCACUGAAGAACCAAAUUAGUGAUAAAGAGAAAUUGGGUGGCAAAUUGGAUGAUAGUGACAAGAAAACGAUUGAAACCGUCGUUGAUGAUGCCAUAUCAUGGCUUGAAAGCCAUAGGGAUGCAUCUGUUGAGGAGUUGCAAGAGCAUAAGAAAGAAUUGGAAAACAAAGUACAACCGAUUAUUGGGAAGUUAUACAAGGAUCAGGGUGCACCGCCACCAGAAGAUGCUGGACCAGGCGAAGACAAGGAUGAGCUUUAG